ACCCGGUUAUAUCCUGGACUCCGACCCGGAAUAGCUUCGUUGUCUGGGACCCGCACAAGCUCUCCACCGAUGUUCUCCCCAAGUACUUCAAGCACAACAAUUUCUCUAGCUUCAUUCGCCAGCUUAACACAUAUGAAAAUUGAUUCAGAUAGAUGGGAAUUUGCGAACGAAGGGUUCCAGAAAGGGAAGAAGCAUUUGCUGAUGAGCAUCAAGAGGAGAAAACACCAUCCUCCACACAUGAUGCUCCAGCACCACCAGCUUCACCAUCACCAGACUCCGGGGGGAGCGGCACACAAGUGGUUUGGUUCCUGCGAUGAGGCCGAAGCAGAGAUAUGCAAGCUGAGGAACGACCAGAAUGCGAUGAAGAUGGAGAUCAUGAGGCUGAAGCAACAGCAGGAAAGCACCGACAGCCAUCUUGCCAUGGUCAAGGAGCGGCUGGAGACCACUGAAACCAGACACAAGUACAUCGUCUUCUUCGUCGUCAAAGCCUUCAACAACCCUUCCUUCGUUCAUCACUUUGCUGAGAAAAUGAGGCAGCGCAGUGGCGGCGGCGGCGGCGGGGUGAGGGCCGCCACGAAGAAGAGAAGAUUGGUUGAUGAUGCUGCAAUGAGCACUACUGAUCGCCCGCCCGGCGGGCCCCAAGAAGAGUUAGUGAUGCUUCAGUCUGAAAUACAAACGCUCUUCUCCUCUGAUGAUUCGAGCAGCCCUGUCAAGGAACAACAACAGCAAGGAGAGAAGAUCAAGAACAACAACAGCAAUAAUCCUGCUGGGGGGAUGGGGAGUCCAGAGAUGAACUCUGAGAAUUUCAUACUGUGGGAGAAGCUUGUAGAGGACGACAUGAUUUACGAGAACGAAACUGAAACUGCCAAACAGCACGGCGAGAUCGUCCACGAGCUGGAGAAUCUGAUCGCCCGGCCUUCCCCGGAAUGGGUACCAACUUAAAAAAAGACUCUUCUCCCUCCUCCAUCACCACUGAACUGCAUGAACUGCAUGCGCCUGUUCAUCGUUGCAUAAUUACCAGGAGCUCAGAGUCGUUUUGAUGAACCAGUUCAUGGAGAGGAGGAAUUAAAAAUGGCUGCUGGAUCGAUGUAUAGUGUAUAUAUGUAUAUAUGCGUUUUAUGUUUAUGGUAUGUUCUCUAGCUAGCUAGUUUGCACCCGCCAUGUAUAUGUUUAG
Messenger RNA from Cuscuta campestris, 1174 nucleotides. The record is from the annotation of a GenBank genome assembly. Lineage: Eukaryota; Viridiplantae; Streptophyta; Magnoliopsida; Solanales; Convolvulaceae.